CUUCCGUUACCCAACUCCGUCUCCUCUCUCUCUUUCUUUGACUCUUCUUCCACUGUAGAUACACUAACCGCUUCCUCCUUUUCUCUUCCAUUUUCUCCCACUUUCUCUCAUUUUCUCAGCAAUCAAACAAACAAAAUCUCUGAUGGAAACGACGAUAGAAACAGAAGGAGGGGAAGAAAACGCGUGGGAAGAAGUAAUACGGAGGAUGUUACCAGCAGGAGCACCAUUACCAGACGAAGAUCAUCUCGAUUACUCAAUCGCCAUCGAAUACGAAGGCCCUCCAGUUCCUUACGAAGUCCCUCGCGUCGAUCCGUUAAAUCUCAAUUCAUUAUCGAUUCGUACUUCCUCUCUCGCUUCUACCGAAGAAUCGAAAUCAAGACCAAGCAUUCCUGUCGCCUCUCCAGUUUCAAGAUUCACCAGAUUUAGCAACCACAACGGAAACGCUAGAAGAUUUUAUCCAGAGAGAGUAGAAGUAGAGGAAGGAAAUUAUGAAGAGGAAAAUGAUAGGAGGAGUGAAGGAGGAAGGCGAGGGAAUGUUGUUACGUUUAAUACGCCGAAAGAUUCGGAGACUGAGGAAGGAGAAGAUGAGGAGGAUGGCUAUUCCUCCACGCAAUCUGAUUUGACAACGACAAGGAGGGAAGAGAGUAAAGGAGUGAAGAGGAAGGGUGGAGUUUGUAGUAGGUGUGGUAAGAAGAAUAGAUUGAAGGAGAGGGAAACGUGUUUGGCUUGUGAGAAGAGGUACUGUAGCAAUUGUUUGUUGAAAGCCAUGGGAUCAAUGCCAGAAGGGAGGAAAUGUGUGAGUUGUAUUGGAAAACCAAUUGAGGAAUCGAAGAGGUCGAGUUUAGGCAAAUGUUCGAGGAUUUUGGCGAGGGUUUGUAGUCCUUUGGAGGUUAGACAGAUAAUGAAGGCGGAGAAGGAGUGUGCUGCUAAUCAGUUGAGGCCGGAGCAGUUGAUUGUGAAUGGGAGGCAGUUGAGACAAGAGGAAUUGGCUGAGGUUUUGGGGUGUGCGUUGCCGCCGCAGAAGUUGAAGCCUGGAAAGUAUUGGUAUGAUAAGGAUUCGGGGCUUUGGGGGAAGGAGGGAGAGAAACCGGAUAGGAUUAUCAGUUCCAAAUUGAAUGUUGGUGGUAAGCUUCGGCCGGAUGCUAGUAAUGGAAAUACGAAGGUUUAUAUUAAUGGCCGUGAAAUUACCACGAUUGAGCUCAGAAUGUUGAAGCUUGCAAACGUACAGUGCCCAAGGGAUACUCAUUUCUGGGUGUAUGAUGAUGGAUCUUAUGAGGAAGAAGGCCAGAAUAACAUAAAGGGAAACAUAUGGGGAAAGGCAUCUACUCGAUUCAUCUGUUCAAUAUUUUCAUUGCCUGUGCCACCUGGAAAUCCUAACAGGCCAAAAGAAGAUCCAACUACAUUUUCAGGAAGGUCUAUGCCUGAGUAUUUGGAACAAGGAAGGAUCCAGAAACUUCUGUUAUUUGGGCUGGAAGGAUCUGGAACGAGUACCAUUUUCAAGCAGGGCAAGUUCUUAUAUGGGAAUAAGUUCACUCCUAACGAGUUGCAGGACAUCAAACUCAUGAUUCAAAGCAAUAUGUACAGAUAUCUUAGCAUAUUGCUUGAAGGACGAGAGAGGUUUGAAGAGGAGGCUUUGUUGGAGAAGAGUACUGCUACAAUCAAUUCUGAAGAAUGCGCUUCAGGUAAAAGAGAAGUUGAACCAGGAGAGAGCUGCAUCUACUCGAUUAAUCAACGCUGCAAGCAUUUUUCUGACUGGUUACUGGAUAUCAUGGCUACGGGAGACUUGGAUGCAUUUUUUCCUGCUGCAACACGUGAGUAUGCUCCUAUUGUGGAUGAGAUCUGGAAGGACCGUGCUAUUCAGGAAACUUACAAGAGAAGGGAGGAAUUGCAUCAUCUUCUCGAUGUUGCCAAAUAUUUCUUAGACCGGGCCAUUGAGAUAUCGAGCAAUGAGUACGAACCUUCAGAGAAGGACAUUUUAUAUGCUGAAGGAGUCACACAGAAUAACAGUCUUGCAUUUAUGGAUUUUUCAUUUGAUGAUAGAAGCCCUAUGUCUGAGAUAUACAAUGAAAACAUUGACUAUCCACCUCCCUUGACCAAGUACCAACUAAUUCGCAUAAAUUCAAAGGGAUUGCGUGAUGGUUGCAAGUGGCUGGAAAUGUUUGAAGAUGUGAGGGCAAUUAUCUUCUGUGUUGCAUUAAGCGACUACGACCAGAUGUGGGCCCAUGGUGCGGGUCCUCUUUGUAACAAAAUGAUUGCUAGCAGAGACAUGUUUGAGAGCCUGGUUAGGCAUCCUUGUUUCAGGGACACCCCUUUUGUGCUUUUGCUAAACAAGUAUGAUGCAUUCGAGGACAAGAUCAGCCAGGUCCCUCUGUCUACCUGUGAGUGGUUUGAGGACUUCAGCCCUUUGAGGCCCCAUCUUAAGAGUCAAUCCCUGGCUCAGCAAGCUUACUAUUAUGUGGCAGUGAAAUUCAAGGAGUUAUAUUCCUCAAUUAGUGGCCAAAAGUUGUUUGUAACGCAGACCAGAGCUAGGGAACGUGCUUCAGUGGACGAAGCAUUCAAGUACAUAAGGGAGGUCCUCAAAUGGGAUGAAGAAAAGAAUGAUAACAUGUAUGGAAUCCCUGGGGAUGACUCGUUUUAUAGCACGGAAAUGAGCUCUUCUCCAUUUAUCAGACAGGAAUAAGCCAACUGUGUUUGAAUCAGGAUAUCAACGAGGUGAAUUUGACAUUGCAGUGUGAUGUUUUUGGUUUGGAUCAGGGUUGAUUGAUUCGUAAGCAACCACAAUCUGAUUUGGGGAGCUGAUAAUUGUUUUUUUAUUAUUUUUUUUUUGGGGGAGGGGGAUUUAUCCCAUUUGUAUAUAGUUUCCGAAUAAAACCAGUUUUGUGAAAAAUGUGACUGUUUUUGGCAUUCUAUGGGAGCUGGGCAGU
Molecule: messenger RNA, 2924 nt
Organism: Populus euphratica (Euphrates poplar)
Lineage: Eukaryota; Viridiplantae; Streptophyta; Magnoliopsida; Malpighiales; Salicaceae
Product: extra-large guanine nucleotide-binding protein 3-like
Exons: 8
Coding region: 143-2680 (845 amino acids)
Biological process (GO): adenylate cyclase-modulating G protein-coupled receptor signaling pathway
Cellular component (GO): heterotrimeric G-protein complex; cytoplasm
Molecular function (GO): G protein-coupled receptor binding; guanyl nucleotide binding; GTPase activity
Source: RefSeq, a predicted model, not a curated record